GAAUAGCAUAAGGUAUAUAUAAGAAUAGAGGAGGCCUAACAGCGGUUAUUUCUUUCGAAGACUCUGGUGGAGGAAGCAGCAGGCGGAUCACAAUGGGAAAAUGGUCUCUAAACACUGCUCCAUGGCGCCCAACGAGCACGCUGCCAGCACCCCUAUGACGGAGGAGUACGUGCCAUUACAAGAUCCUGGAAAUUCUGGCAACAUCAAACCACAAAUCUUAAGUUCAGAACAGUACUCUCUCCUGCUGGAACCAAAGAAGCAGAAGUAUUACAAGACCAGGGCGAUCUCCAGACAGGUGUUAGCGGCGGCGUUCGCAUCCCUGUCCUCUGUGUCCAUCGGGUUCAUCACGUCCUACUCGUCUCUCACUCUCCAGCAGCUUAGAAAUGACACGUCCAUUGAUUACGUCGACAGCAGAGAUGCGGGAUGGAUAGCCGCCCUGCCAUCCAUCUCGUCCAUCGUGGGGUCCCUGUUUGGAGGCUUUCUGAUGGACGCCGUGGGGCCGCGCAUGACACUCGUGAUGACCGCCCUGCCCUGCCUCUUCUCCUGGGCCUUCAUCGCCUUCUCCAACAGUGUCACCCUCCUGUACAUCGGCCGCCUCAUUACCGGCAUCUUCUUGGGCGUCUUCUCUCCCGUGCCUCAGGUGUACGCGACGGAGAUUGCCGAGCCGCAUAUCCGAGGGCUGAUGGGCACCUUCCCCGAGGCUGCCGUGGCCCUUGGCAGCCUUCUGUGCUACGGCUUCGGCGCGAUAACAGACUGGAGGUGGCUGGCGGUGGUGUCGGCGGUGGUGCCCGGAGUGCCGCUCUUCCUAAGCAUGGUGUUACUACCCGAGUCGCCGCAGUGGCUCGUCAAGAAAGGAAAACUGUCCAACGCCGAAAAGUCCAUACAGUUCUUCAGGUGCCCGACCCACAACGUGAAAGGGGAAGUGGAAGUCAUUCACGCCAACAUUGUAGCGACGGACGGCGCUGAGAUAUCCGUGUGGGACCAACUGCGUCUCUUUAGAAAACCACAAAACUGGAAGCCCGUGCUGAUUGUCUUCCUGGUAUUCAUCUGUGGCCAGUUCAGCGGGUUUGCUGUCGUGACCGCUUACACUGUCGACAUCUUCAACGAGGCGGCUUCGAAUCUGGACGCCAACAACGCCACUGUUAUUGUCGGCGUGGUGAGGUUCGUCUCCACCUUGGUGAGUGCCGCGCUGCUGGACCGUGUUGGCCGCAAGCCGCUGCUCAUCAUCUCGGCCAUCGGCUCCAGUGUUGGCAUGGUCUCCAUCGGCGCCUUCUUCUAUCUCAGGAGUGUGGGCAGCGCUGAGGGCCUGGGACUCCUGCCACUUGCGUCACUGCUCAUCUACGUGUUCUUCAACGAGCUGGGUUACGGCCCCAUCCCCUGGCUGCUGUCCGGCGAGCUCAUCCCCCUGGCCGUUAGGACUAUCGGAAACGGUGUUGCCGUCACCGCUUACUCCCUGGCUGCCUUCAUCAUUAGCCUCACAUUCCCGUACCUCACAGCCCUCAUGUCUACCUAUUUAGUGUUCUGGAUGUACGCAAUCUUCAGUCUCUCUGGUGUUGCCCUAGUCUUCUUACCAGAGACAAGAGGCAAGACGCUGGAGGAAAUUGAAAAGUUCUUUGCGCCAAAGAAUAAAGAGUUCAAAAAGAUUUCUCUCCCUUGAGCUAAGCAUGAUGUUCCGCAACACUACUACCAUAUGAUAUACGUAUAUACCAAAGUGCCUUAAGAAAACGUCUAACUGUCUAUGUUCGUAGAGCUUGCUUAGUCAGUUGUCAAGAGUUUUUUCACCGUCUCGCACUCGCCCGCCACACGACAGCCACUCCGCGUGUAGCAGCUGAAGUGGUCACUGCAGACGGCUUGCAAUAUGACAUAUGCGCAUGUAAUUAAAGCUGAACGGCAUAGAUUUUCAAAAGCAACUUCACGUUCACGAAAUAUUUAAGGUUGUGACGCAGUUGAUAUUCAGACUUCAAGCGUUAUUAGUUUACAAGACACUCUCUGCUUCAAGUCACCUGCUACCCAAUCAUGUGUCCGCAAUUCUGACUCAACAUCACACAGGAUAUCUAGGUUCAUGAAGGAAAGGUUUUCUGUACAAGGCUAGUAAAUAUAAAGGAUGUCUUGGCUUUAAUAUCAUAGUUAUAGCGCUCCCACUUCACGUAGAAAAUACUAAAGCAAACGAAGGAAGUGAAAUUCAUAGAAGACAAUAUAAAUAAGCUUCCAUCCAUUUUGUGACACCGCCCACGAUUUACUUGGGAUAAAAAUGUAUUUGUAACGCGAGCAAUCUUCUGUCACGCGGCUAAACUGCGCUGUUGUCACUAUCUGUUGAGGAAAGUCAGGAUUCAAGAAUCAAGUGGAAUAAAUGACAAACUUCGCCUAGUAACAGAAAACUCAGAAAGACUGAAACAGAGUCGAGACACUGAAAACACACACACACACACACACACACACACACACACACACACACACACACACACACACACACACACACACAGAAUAAAAAAAAAAGAAAAAAAAGUGACGAAAUGGAAGUAAGGAGAGGAAGACAGGACAAUGUGUAACUAUUUUGUAUCUCAAUAAUUUUUACUACAUUUCCGUGCAUGUUGUUACCUAACGUGUUGAUUCCAUGUUAAUUUUUGUAACAUUUUCCGUCUUAUGGGUGUCUGCAUCUCUUUUCCUAGACAUAAAAUGAAGCAGAGGAAGAGUGGGUACAAGACAUUAAGAGUAGGAGAGGAGUCUUCUGUCAGUUUGAUUCAAAUGAUAACUUUUAACCCCUAAAUUGUUAAAUCCCUGAGCCGCAACAAAGAACUAGCAGGAACAAGGGUUAUUUCUCUAUCUAAAUAUACCACAAAAUCUAUUUCUGAUCAAAACCACGUAGAUUUGUGAACACUAAAACCAUCUUGCUUACAAACCACUCAAUGAGGACGGUGUAGUUGCCUCAUUACGACAGUUUCAGCCAGUGCCUUGCUUGUUUGAAGAGAAGAAAGACUAUGCAUUAAUCAAGAGGUGCUAUUAUUAUUUUUUCGUUACAUGGAGGGGAGAUAGAUUUUAAUCCCUUCAGUACCAGGACGCGUUUUCAUAUUAAUUCCGGUUACUAUUUGGUGAUUUUAUACAGCUUCAGAAACAUACAUUAAUCUUUUGACCUCCAUAGUCCCUUCCUAAUACAAAUAAAAUAGUCUAAUCACACUCAAAAGUCAGUAAAAAUGCGUCUCGGUAUUGAAAAGGUUAAACAGAGAAGCUUGACGGCCACUCCGUGAAGGUUUGAAUAGCAAGGGUUCUGGAAUGGUUAGUUGUUUUGGUUUUGGAUCUGUCUUAACUCUCUCUCAAAGGUGUUCAAGUUUUAGGAAGGUGGAAAACAGAGACACGCCCAUGUGGGACACAAGUUGCUCAUUAUUUUAUACAACUUGGUAACAUGAUAUUUAAGUUUUUAGGCUAAAUUAACUGUUGACUAUAAUUUUUAUAUAUGAAAAGAGGAUUUUGCAUUUGUUACUGUUGUAUAUUUUGGCAUUGAGAGUAAAUUAUUUAAGUACA
This is a messenger RNA of Portunus trituberculatus (swimming crab), 3519 nucleotides long. RefSeq names its product facilitated trehalose transporter Tret1-like. The record is from RefSeq and is a predicted model, not a curated record. Gene Ontology annotation, biological process: transmembrane transport. Gene Ontology annotation, cellular component: membrane. Gene Ontology annotation, molecular function: transmembrane transporter activity. Lineage: Eukaryota; Metazoa; Arthropoda; Malacostraca; Decapoda; Portunidae.